Messenger RNA from Neodiprion fabricii, 1357 nucleotides. RefSeq lists its product as uncharacterized. The record is from RefSeq and is a predicted model, not a curated record. The coding region runs from base 192 to 605 and encodes 137 amino acids. The transcript has 4 exons. NCBI's taxonomy places the organism in Eukaryota, Metazoa, Arthropoda, Insecta, Hymenoptera, Diprionidae.
UUGAAUUACGACUAUGCGCAUGACUUGUUCUACACGUGUCACCCCGUCACACGUAUCACUCCAUCGUAUAAAUAACGAACGCUGAAAGACAGUGGAGAUUAUUCGAGUUACCGAUCCCCGAAGUUUCGGUCCGUGCAUUUUCAACUAUCGCAAACGUCUUGUAACAUAAUCACCCUCAGCCCCAAUCCAAAAUGAUUUCUGCCUGCAGUGCCAGCUUUGCGGGGCCAAAUGUUUGUAAUGUAACAACACUCGCUACCUUUUUGUCCAUGCUGAACGUCUCAACGCGAAACUCAGAUGUGAUUUCCAGCCCAAGUGAUCAAAUUAGAUUAGCCGAUUCCACGGACCAGAAUUGUGACGUAAUAGUGAUCGGAGACGUUGAUGGAGGUCCUUCAGCCUCGAUUGGUCCAGCCCGGAUCGAGAAGAAGUCGGAACCAACUCACCCGGAUAGCAGAGGUAAAAUCAGCCUGGCCUUGAGUUACCUCAAGGAAUGGUAUUCCGUCCUAUCGGGAAACAAACUGAGCACGCCGCGAGAUGUCGUAAGUCUUAACGACGACUUUAAAAUCGUGAUGGGUUCCGCCAUAGUGCUGAAGAUAAUCACCAUAUAGGACAGUUUUCAGUUUGCUGGUCGGUGAGUAAACUUGAAUAAUCAGACACGUGACUCGACAGUUCCGGAGCUUUACGUUGACGGCGCCACUUGUCGAUGUUCAAGCAUCAUCCGUACGAACCUGCCUUACUAGCCAGCGAAAAAUUAUCGACUUUCGUUUGAAAGCGGGAUAAGUUUUUUACUUCGUACCUACACGCAAUAAAUUAUCCGCAAAAUUGUCUCAGCUGAUUCAGCGAGUAAAUUAAUUGUUUAUAACUAUUUUUACCCUUUUUUUCUCACUUUCGCGUUGACUUGUCGUCAAAUAGUCAUUUUCACAUAUGUAGGGAAAAAGCAAACAAAAAACUUUACGCUUAUCGUAAAAAUCGUAUAGAAUCAAAAAUAAAUUUGCUGCACUUCGGAAGUAAAUUUAUGUGCAGCUUUUUGGUGAAAAAAUCUUUACAGUUUCCAAGGGGGUGAAUUGUCGAACGGUUCAUGUGCCGAGAGCUUAAACGCAGAGUUCGAUAUCAACCUUAAAACGUUGACAACUUUUUAUACCGAGGGCAAUCGGGUGCACUUGCACCGAAGAGUUCAAAGAGCGUCCAAAAAAUUAUCCGAGCCGCAAAUUUCUUUGCGCUUCUUUAAACUCACGAUUUCAUACAUUUCGAUUCAUUCCAGAUAUCGGAGUCCGGAAAAUCUAACAAUUGGAUAAUUUUUUGAUCAAAUUUUUUUUACUAAGCCUGACUAAUUUACCGACGUAUCUCACUUGGCUUUCGA